AUGCAAAUCACUGAUGCUUCUAAAUUCUUCAGAGAGGUCAAUGAGAUGGAGCAAUCCCUUGACAUGCCAAUGCAACAAAUUCAACCAAGUUACAUUUCUUCAUCAAAAUUCGUUCCAGGAAUCACAACUCAAGCAAAUAUUGGAUGUUUACAAGAUGAUGCCAAUUUAUCUUUGGAACCAAAUAUAUCUCUAGUUGUCACCAAAGAAUACAAGUCCGAACUCCCAAUCAUCAGCCUUGUUAGGCCAUGUCUUGAUAACUCAUACUGGAUAUGUUCUACAAAUGAAAGUCAACUACAAAAAGUAAAACCUAAUGGUGGCAAACUGAACAAAAUGUCACAAUAUGAGAUACAGGUAUAUGGCAUAGCAGCACUUUCACCAAAUUAUGUUCUGUUAGUGACAGAUGAACCAAGUCCAAAGCAACUCUCUUUAUUCACUGGUAAACUGACAGAAACUGUAUAUAAUGUUGCCCCUUUAGCUUCGAUUACCAUCCACAUUACCAGCGGUAAUAAAGUAGUUGUAGGAGGUUACUGUAGCAAUCUAGGGAGAAGUGCCGUUUUUGUAAUGCAGAAACAGGGAGAACAUGAGACGGUAUAUGAACAUGAUCAACACAAUAAACCUAUAUUCACCUACCCAAGCAGUAUAACCAGUACAAGAAAUGGAACUAUACAUGUGGUAGAUUGUGAUCCAGAUCUUAUAAGUGGAAGAGUAGUAGUCUUAGAACAAGGAGGUGGUGUAAUUAAUGAAUAUAAUGGGCAUCCAGAUAUCAAUAAGGAUCAACCAUUCACACCAACUGACAUAGUGGCAACUCCUAAAGACAAUGUGGUUGUAAUAGGUAUUCAUGAUUACUGUUUACACAUUCUGAACAACCAAGGGUAUCCAUUAACAUACUACAACACUAACAAUAUUGGAAUAUCCUAUCCAUGCUGUAUUGCCGUCAAUACGUCAGGACAACUGUGUAUUGGUAGUAUUAGGGCUGAAGGAAGUAUCACUAUUGAAGCCAUGUUGUAUGAAGUGAACAUUUCUGGAUUUUAA
Messenger RNA from Mytilus trossulus (common blue mussel), 1032 nucleotides. RefSeq lists its product as uncharacterized. The coding region runs from base 1 to 1032 and encodes 343 amino acids. The record is from RefSeq and is a predicted model, not a curated record. The transcript has a single exon. NCBI's taxonomy places the organism in Eukaryota, Metazoa, Mollusca, Bivalvia, Mytilida, Mytilidae.